Anolis sagrei ordinatus is the source of this 5015-nucleotide messenger RNA. RefSeq names its product phosphatidylinositol transfer protein membrane associated 1 (gene PITPNM1). Gene Ontology annotation, biological process: phospholipid transport. Gene Ontology annotation, cellular component: cytoplasm. Lineage: Eukaryota; Metazoa; Chordata; Lepidosauria; Squamata; Anolidae. Gene Ontology annotation, molecular function: phosphatidylcholine binding; metal ion binding; phosphatidylinositol transfer activity. The record is from RefSeq and is a predicted model, not a curated record.
CGAGACUGCGGCUGAGCGAGCGCGCGCGCUUCGGGGCUGCGGUGACGCGGAGGCAGCGGCCCUCCUCCUCCUCCUCCUCCUCCCCCCUCCCUCUCUGCAUCCCCCUCCCUCCCUCCCUCUCUCCUCCCUGCCUCCCUCCCUUCCUGGGCCACCACCGUCCAGACCAUGAUCUUCUUGCCGCCUUCGGAGCGCGUCCCCGGCGGCGCCCCUCCAGCAGCCUACGGAGGAGGAAGAGGAGGAGGAGGAGGAGGCAGCAGCGGCAAGGCAGGCGCCUCGGGAGGGAGGACCUAGGCGCAGCCAGCCAGCUAGCGUCCCAAGCCCGCUGCCUGCCUGCUUUCCUUCCUUCCUUCCUCCGGAGCAUUUCCCACCGCCGAGCCACAGGGCCUGGUUGCCAAAAUGCUGAUCAAAGAGUACCAUAUCCUUCUGCCUAUGAGCCUGACGGAGUACCAGGUGGCCCAGCUCUACAUGAUCCAGAAGAAAAGCCGUGAGGAGUCGAGUGGCGAGGGCAGUGGGGUUGAGAUCCUGUCCAACCGGCCCUACAGCGAUGGCCCAGGCGGGAACGGCCAGUAUACACACAAGAUCUACCACGUGGGCUCUCACAUUCCCAGCUGGUUCCGGGCCCUCCUGCCCAAGGCGGCUCUGCAGGUGGAAGAAGAGUCCUGGAACGCCUAUCCGUACACCCGCACCAGAUACACCUGUCCCUUUGUGGAGAAAUUUUCUAUUGAGAUUGAGACCUAUUACCGUCCAGAUGCUGGAAAACAGAACAACAUCUUCAACUUGAAUGCUGCCGAGCGCAGGCAGAGAAUUGUCGAUACCAUUGACAUUGUGCGGGACCCCAUCUCGCCCAGUGAAUAUAAGGUGGAAGAAGAUCCACGACUUUAUCGCUCAGUCAAGACCGGUCGUGGACCCCUGGGAGAUGACUGGCUGGAGAAUGCAACUAAUGAGUCUCUUAUGUGUGCCUACAAGCUUUGUAAAGUGGAGUUUCGCUACUGGGGCAUGCAGUCCAAGAUUGAACAGUUCAUCCAUGAUGUUGGUCUUCGAAAAGUGAUGCUGCGAGCGCACCGCCAGGCGUGGUGUUGGCAGGACGAGUGGACAGAUCUCACCAUGGACGACAUCCGGAGGCUGGAAGAAGAGACAGCACGUAUGCUGGCCCAGAAGAUGGCCACCUGCAUAGAGCCUGCUACAGGCCCCACUCAGCCCAGCCCCGAGCGAGCAGAUGAACUAGGAGACCAUGACAAGCAAGACCGAGUUGAUACCCUGAGGGCUCCCGAUUCUUCCCCGGACGAUCCCUUUGCCAAGCAGUGGUCAACGUCCUCCCGCUCAUCCUACUCUUCUCAGCACGGUGCUGCGGUGUCUCCACACAGCUUAUCAGAGUGGAGAAUGCAAAAUAUUGCCCGAGAUUCAGAGAACAGCUCUGAGGAGGAAUUCUUUGACGCUCAUGAGGAUUUCUCAGACAGCGACGACGUUUUUGCCAAGGAAAUCACUAAGUGGAACUCCAACGAUUUUCUCGACACUCUGGAGAGACCCAUUGAGCCGGAUGAUGUUCUUGUUGAUGCUGCUGGGGUAGCCAAACCAGAUAGCGAUGGGGUCGCUGUACCUGGCCCCUCGGAGGGUAGCUCAGAAGGUCUCUCGGGGACGUGCCGCAUCCAUGCGCUUUUCCUGAUCCUCCACAGUGGCAACAUCCUGGACCAAGGUGUGGGAGAGCCUGGCUCCAAGCAAGCUGACGUGCACACCCUCACUGCCACCUUGGACUCAGUCACUCGCCUGCAUUUCCCAGAGGCAUUGGGGCAUGUUGCACUCCGCCUGGUGUCUUGCCCUCCAAUCUGUGCCGCGGCCUACACUCUUGUCUCCAAGCUCAGCCCUUACAGUCAUGAUGAUGACAGUCUGUCCAGUAGCCAAGAUCACAUCCCACUGGCUGCUUUGCCUCUCCUGGCCACUUCCUCAGGCGGUUACCAGAAUGCGGUGGCGACCGUUAUUUCUCGAACCAACCAGGCCUACACCAAUUUCAUCCACUCCCCUGAUGGCACCGGCUUCUGUGGUCAGGUGCUGCUAAUUGGGGACUGCGUUGGAGGCAUCCUUGGCUUUGAUGCCCUAUGCCAUAGCCGUGCCGGUGGGUCUGGCAGUCGUGGGAGCAGCCGCCGUGGCAGCAUGAACACUGAGCUGCUUUCUCCAGAAAUUUCUGUGGUGCGGGAUCCACUGCUUGAUAAGGCAGAGGUGCCGGGGGGGAUGAGCCGUGCCAGUCCUGAGCCAGGGGCACUCCCACCCACCUUGAAACGCAGUGACAACGUGGCACAGGAGGGUGACUCGUUACUACAACAGCAUCAUUUCUUGUCCAGCCUGCAGGCGAUUGUGCCAUGCUCAGAUGCGGAAGGAGACCCUCGACGUAGCAGUAACUCUUCAUCCUCAAUGGUGGAGACUUUUGAGGGUCCCAUCAUGGUUGGAAAGUUGGAAUUCAAGGUGUCUGGCUUCUUCUUGUUUGGUUCACCCCUGGGGCUGGUACUUGCUCUUCGGAAAACUGUGAUGCCUGGCUUGGAUGUGGCCCAGAUGCGCCCAGCCUGUGAGCAGAUCUACAACUUGUUCCAUGCAGCAGACCCAUGCGCCUCCCGUUUGGAACCUCUGCUGGCCCAGCAGUUCCAUGCUAUGCCACCCUUUGGUGUCCCCCGCUACCAGAAGUACCCACUGGGUGAUGGCUCAUCUACUUCAUUGGCGGAGGCCUUGCAGAGUCACUCUUCCCUCUUCAUGGAUGAGUUGGACCUUGUCACACCACCCACACCGACGGGUGCAUUUGGGGGCUUCUGGAAAGGGAACGAAGGAACCACAGGCGAGAGCACUGUAACCAGCACCAACGAAGUGGUCAAGAUUCUGGAUCGCUGGUGGGGAACUAAACGCAUUGACUACUCCCUCUACUGCCCAGAGGCACUGACGGCAUUUCCUACGAUCACCCUGCCUCACCUUUUCCAUGCCAGCUAUUGGGAAAGUGCUGAUGUGGCCGCUUUCAUUCUCCGACAGGUGAUUGAGACAGAGCAGCACCAAGUGACGGAAAAUGAGGAGAGUUCCAUCUACAGCCCGGCUUUUCCCCGUGAGAAGUGGCAACGCAAGCGCACACAAGUGAAGAUCCGGAAUGUCACAGCCAACCACCGUGCCAGCGAUGUCAUUGUGUGUGAAGGGCGGCCCCAGGUUCUCAACGGGCGUUUCAUGUAUGGACCGUUGGAUGUGGUGACUCUGACUGGAGAGAAGGUUGACAUCUAUGUCAUGGCACAGCCACUGUCAGGGAAGUGGGUCCACUAUGGCACAGAGGUGACCAGUGGCAGUGGAAGGCUCUCCUACACUCUCCUUGAGGAGAAGAUGCUGGGCAUUGGCAUGUACCCUGUCCGCAUGGUGGUGAGGGGUGAUCACACUUAUGCUGAGUGCUUUCUGACCGUAGUAGCUAAGGCCACACCAUGCGUCGUCUUCAGUAUUGAUGGUUCCUUCACAGCCAGUGUCUCCAUUAUGGGCAGCGAUCCCAAAGUACGUGCUGGUGCUGUUGAUGUAGUAAGGCAUUGGCAAGACUCUGGGUUCAUGAUCAUCUAUGUGACUGGGCGUCCAGACAUGCAGAAGCACCGUGUGGUGGCUUGGCUCACCCAGCACAACUUUCCUCAUGGCAUUGUCUCUUUCUGUGAUGGCCUCACGCAUGACCCCCUCCGCCAGAAAGCUGCCUUUCUCCAGGGCCUUCAACAGGAGGCAGAGGUCACCAUUGUGGCUGCCUAUGGAUCCACUAAGGACAUCUCGGUCUAUAGCUCCUUAGGGCUUCCACCAGCUCAAAUCUACAUCGUGGGCAGGGCUGUGAAAAAAUUACAAAGCCAGUGCCAGUUCCUGUCAGAUGGCUACGUUGCACACUUGGCACAGCUGGAAGCCGCUUCUCUCGCCCAUUCACCAAAGGGGACCACGCGGCCCACGCUGGGAAAAGGCAGUUACGGCUGCCCUGCUCCUGUGGACUUUCUGCGCAAGCAGAGCCAGCUCUUGCGCUCUCGGGGACAGAGCCAGGCCGAGCGCGAAGGAGGAGGCACCACUCAGCCCCGAGCCAAGACGCGUAGCGUCAGCCUCAAGUUGGAGAGUGAGGAGUAGGCCCUUGCAGGGAAAUCUUUGCAUUUUCCGACUUGCAGUGGCUGGUGCCGAGACUGGGCCUAUGAGAGGCCGCAGAUGUGUGACAGAGGAGCCAAGAACAACAGGCAGAGAAGAAGAGAGAAAAGGCAGAAGGAGAGAGCCCUGUCCUGCAGAGGCUGAGAGCUGGGCUUCGGUGCCGCUAAAACAGGAGGAGAGAACUUCUGUAUAAUCCCAGAAGUUGCUCCCAUUCCCCUCAGUUCCAGCUCCCGGCUCCUGUUUGUGGUUCCCUUCGACCCACAGUUCAGCCAACACCCAUCCACUCAUACCUUCUGGGGAAUUGGGGAUGGAGGGAGGGACGGGGGCGAUGGGAGUGUGUUCAUAUUAGCCUGACUUAAUUGUGUUGCGUUAUUUGUGAGUUGACUGUUCACAUUCCUCCUCUUUCUCCAGCUCAGAUUUUGCAGGUCUCUUAAGACUGGGAUAUAUUCUACUCUCCCCAUCAGAUCCCAAGUGAGGUGGUAGUCGUUCUAGCUCUAGUGGCUUUCCCGAGUUUUCCCACGUCCCUCUGUGACUUCAAGAGGGUGGGGUGCCUAGGGAAAAUCUAGGGCGCACAGUUACCAUCUGCCCCUUUCCUUGAGCGCCUUGCUCCAGCCCAGCCCUGCCUGUGCCCUGGUCUCUGGGUGUUUGCAUGAUACUGCCCCUCCUGUGCAUUUAUUAUGUCCGACGGGAGACAGCACAGGACGUCCAGGAACAAAGAGGAAUCUUUACUCCCUUGCUGCUGAGGAGGAGGAGGAGUUGGUUAUUUAUUUCAUUGUUCAAAAUGUCUGGAAAACGGGGAGGUGGGGAACUGAAUCCUGUUUUGAGGGAUGUUUGGGGGUGGGUGGGUUCCAUUUAUUGUAUUCUAAAAACCAACAAAUAAAAAAGUAAAGCCUGAA